Drosophila rhopaloa is the source of this 1941-nucleotide messenger RNA. RefSeq lists its product as uncharacterized. The coding region runs from base 1 to 1941 and encodes 646 amino acids. The transcript has a single exon. Gene Ontology annotation, molecular function: nucleic acid binding. The record is from RefSeq and is a predicted model, not a curated record. Lineage: Eukaryota; Metazoa; Arthropoda; Insecta; Diptera; Drosophilidae.
AUGGCUCAGAGGGCCGAUUUUCCCAGAUGGUCACUAUCAUCACCGACCGAUUUGGAGAUUCAUGGAUUUUGUGACGCUAGCAUCGAGGCUUAUGGUGCCUGUAUUUAUGUCGUCUCAAGGGGUACAGGAGCGGGAAGUCACCUGCUUUGCUCGAAGUCUCGAGUGGCGCCGCUAAAGACUGUUACGGUGCCGAAACUGGAACUAUCAGGAGCAGAAUUGCUGGCGCGGCUUAUGUCAGAAGUAGCAAAUCUGAAGAUGUACGCUGGGAAGCAUUAUUGUUGGUGCGAUUCUGCAGUGGCGCUGUCCUGGAUUCGAGAGGAGCCUGCCCGGUUUAAUGUUUUCGUUGCCAAACGAGUUGCGACGAUCCAGGAGUUAACCAGAACGAUGGAGUGGCGCUAUGUUCCCACGUCCUUGAAUCCGGCGGACAUCCUGUCCCACACAUGGGCACAUGGUCCUCCGUUUCUUCUUGGUCCUCAAGAUGAGUGGCCAGUUGCGGUCCCAGCUGAGAGGCCGACCUUGGAACUGCGCGCAAAGGCUUUGCUCAUGCAGUCGCCGUAUGUGGACAUAAUAGCUGCCUCCAAGUACGCUAAUUCCUUCUCAUCUCUGCAGCGGGUAUUUGCUUAUGUGCACAAGUUUUGUCAUCGAAUACGCCACAAGGGAAUCACCGCAGGAGAUAUCAAGUCUGGAACUCAACGUUUAUUGCGGUUGGUACAGCGGGUGCAUUUUUGGGAUGAUAUAAGGUUGCUUCAGAAUGGCAAAGAGAUAUCGUCGUCCAGCGUACUUGCCACAUCUUCACCCUCCUUGGAUAAGUUCGGUCUAAUGCGUGUAGAUGGUCGCCUGAAGAAUUCGCCGUUGGAUUUUGAUAGUCGUCAUCCAAUUAUACUCCCUAGAAGCCACCCAGUCACUCUUGCUAUAAUUGUUGAUUUCCAUGAGCGAAAUUUACACACGGAACCUCGUGCUCUUUUGGCUAUGAUUCGAUCCCAAUAUUGGCCAAUUGGGGGGAGGAAAACGGUGACGAAGGCGUUGCACAAAUGCAUCCGAUGCUUCCGGUCCAAGCCUCGCCUGCUGGAGCACAUUAUGGCUGAUCUCCCGGAACAAAGAGUCAACGGUUGCCAAGUCUUUGGAGUCACUGGCGUGGAUUUUUGUGGGCCAUUCCAUUACAAGCCAGAAGUUCGUAAUAAGGCUCCGGUAAAAUACUACGUGAGCGUCUUCAUUUGUUCUGCUACAAAGGACGUCCACUUGGAGCUCGUAAAGGAUCUAUCCACUACUGCGUUCUUGCAGUCCAUCGAAUGGCAUUUUAUUCCUCCUCGAUCUCCGCAUUUCGGCGGACUCUGGGAAGCGGCAGUCAAAACUGCCAAGCAUCAUUUUUACCGGGCUGUGGGGUCCUCAAUUCUUGGAUUUGAGGAGCUGCGAACUCUGCUUUGCCACAUUGGUGCUGUCAUAAAUUCACGACCAUUAUUGCCUCUUUCAGAAGAUCCUGCAGACCUCGAUGUUCUAACGCCAGCACAUUUUUUAACUGGAGGUCCGCCAUCUAGUUUAAUCGAACCUGAUGUUUCAAAGCUAAACUUCAAUCGUCUGGACAGUUGGCAACGUGUGUCCUUUCUGCAGCAGUCUUUCUGGUCCCGAUGGAAAGAGGAAUACUUAAGCCUCCUUCAGCAACGCUCCAAAUGGCGUACCUCCGGCCCUGCUUUGGCAGUCAACGAUGUGGUGCUGGUCAAGGACGAGAACCUACCCCCGAUGAAGUGGCCGCUCGCGAGAAUCAUGGAACUGGUAUCUGGUAGGAACGGAGUGGCUCGAGUGGCGGUGAUCAGAACUUCAUCUGGAACCACCAAGCGCGCAGUAUCUAAGCUGUGCCUUUUGCCCCUUAAGGACGAAGUUGGAAGCCAGGCCCAACUGGGGGGAGAAUAUAGGGACAAGCAGCAGCCCUCACCUAAUUUAUAG